GCUUAUUCGGAUGCCUGGUCGUUCAACCUUACAUUAAUACAUCACGUUUAGUAGCGACGUACAUAUCUUUGGUAUGUACACAGGAAUUAAAUGCGAAAAAAGCUAAAAUUUAAUUUUUAUUUUUAAUGAGUUAAUCGCAUCGAUAUGAUGGCCGGGGAUGAAUCUUCGGUUGAGACGGCUCAGUCGGGAGAAGUUUUGUCAUGCGUGUCAUGCAGAAACCGAAAACUCAAAUGCGAUCGCACAAAACCUCGAUGCAAUCGCUGUGAGAAAGCUAAGCUUGAAUGCAUCUUCCCUGAAGCUCGAAGAAAACCGGCCUUCAAGCGGAGGAACGUAAAAGAACUCGAGGCUCGCUUGGCUCAAGUUGAAGUGCUUCUAAAGGAAACAAACCAGCAUCGGUCGCAGCGUGAUGGCACUACGCAACCGGUUAACUCGUCCAUUGAUUUGCCAGGGGCCGAGGAUGUUCUCUUUCAGGGGUUUGAUUUUACGAAUCCCAUCCCCUCCUUGGACGAUGGCACUACGUUUUCAUUUCAACAGGACCCUGCGGCUACGUUUUCGACCGGUAACUUAGAUAGCCAAGGCCAAGACAGCACCCCUUUUAUAGGCGACCUUAUGGACCUCGGUGGGAUAUUCGAAAGUUUACCCCCUUUUGAGAUGAUGGAAGACUUGAAUCGGAUUUUCUUUCUGCGUCAGGGGCAUAUAAUUCCGAUAAUCCAUCCCUCGCGCUAUCUACAAUCUUUCUAUUCUGCGCCGCACAUGAAGCCGCCUAUGUGUCUACAAUACGCAGUGUGGGCACUUGCUUCACAUGGUAAUCCCAAGUAUGGAGCAUACCAUGAUGUGUUCUAUCGGCGUGCUCGACAGUAUGCCGAGUUGGAUGAGUUAAAAGGUCACGGUGAACAUUUUAUUACAAUUGCCCAUGCGCAGGCGUGGUGCGUGAUAGCUACAUACGAGGCCAAGCGUAUGCUUUUUACCCGAGCAGCCAUGAGCGGUUCUAGAGGGGUUCGUCUCGUCCAAAUGAUGGGCCUUCAUCGACUCGACGGUAGUGCGGAAGAGAUAUGUCCAACCCUGCUACCCCCAAGAGACUGGAUCGAGCUAGAAGAACGACGACGAGUUUUUUGGGGAAUAUUUUGCAUCGAUAGCCAUUGUUCCAUUUCAACUGGCUGGCCAGUUCUUAUUGAUUCCUCUGAUAUUACAACUUUACUCCCUGCUCCGGAAUCUGCAUUCUUAAGCGGCGAAGAAGUAGAAACAUGUAAUAUUCAAAAUGCGCUUAAGGGGCGGACGUAUUCUUCCUUUGCAGGAGCCAUUUUAGUUUGUCACAUAUUCAACCAAAUCCUCAAGCACGUCCACAGACCGAAGCCUACAGAUAAUCCUGAUAACUAUGAGUAUGGCGAAUAUUGGCAGCGCCAUCGUGAGCUUGACAAUACACUCUCAAGCGCGUUUAUGUAUCUCCCAGGGUCUUUCCGACUACCAGAUAACUAUCGCGACCCGGUCGCUGUACACACAAAUCUUAACUUGCAUGCGUCGAUUAUCUGCUUACACCACGCCGCCAUCGAGACGAUAGAUACUUACAAAUUACCAGAGAGUGCUAAGAAGAUCUGCCACGAUCGUCUGAGUACAGCUGCGCAGGAAAUUGUCAACAUCAUGAAGUUGACUAGCCAUGUAAACUCAGGACCGAAGAGUCCGUUAGCUGCGUUAUCACUAUAUUGCGCAGCCUCAGUCUAUGUCUAUCUGUGCAAAGAAACACAGACGCCCACCAAUAUGGAAAACCUCGACUUUGUCAUCGCAGCUAUGCAGGCUUUUGGGAAAAACCACUCCAUCACCCGGGCUUUCCUUCGCCAAGUAGUAGUUGAUAUAGAGAGAAAUGGACUUGGAAAUAUCGUGCGACUGUCACGUCUCGAUAACCUGGGGCCCGAUUACAGGACUCAAAUCACACACAAUAUACCAUUGCUCGCCCGGUCCAAGAUAUCACGCCAUUCUCGAGUUCAGCCACCACUGCCCGGCCGUCUACCGCUCGGGAAGCCCAUGGGAAAAGUUAUCGUCGAGGAGUCUAUGGACUGCGAGCACGGGACUUGGGUCACGGACGACGUCGAAUUAUCUUCGAUCGAAGCUCGGUCUUCUGAUUACCUCACAAGACGCAGUAAACGAAAACGGACUGCUCAAUCGUGCGGUGCCAGCACUCUAGAUAGCUAUUCCGAGAACCACGAUUCGCCUUGGGCUGCAAACAUCCCAGACCGGGUAUCAUCCAAUCCCUCAACACACCCCUCUCCCGAAGACCCUAUGUCCGCCGGCACGCCGUCGCAUCCCGCCCUCUCCACUACGGGCUACGGCGUGGCUUUCCCAGGGGGGCAGGGAUUAGAUCUACCGCACCGCACGGGCUCGCCCCGCAUUAACAACGUAACCUCCCACGCGACAACACCACCACAAAGCAGCAGCAACCGCCCGCCGUCCACAGUCGACCGCUGGAAUCUCCCAGGCAUCUUCAUGGACGCGUAUACCCACCACCAGACCCCCACGGACGUACCACCCGACUUAUGUUGUUUCCCCUCCGACAACGACGACAACGUGCCCUGGUUCCUCACGAGCGAAAACGUCAGCGUGGACUGGGGCGGCGUCAACUUAACUGCGGAUACCGGCGAGACGUCAGGGGCGGCGGAACGAAGAGGGGGGUAAGUAGGCAGGUCUUAAUUCUCUCUCUGGGUGGAAGAUAAGAUGAGAAUCGAAAAGCUUGUAGUUAAGAGAAGAUUUGUCGUGUUAUAUCUACCUACAUAGAGCGGGGCGGACCUGCGAGGAUCGUGUACUAGCGCUGUGAUAUCCCCUUUAGUUUAUCGAGUGUAUUUAUUAUACUAUAUAUUAGGCGCCUUGUAUGGAACCUAUAUAUACUUGACUGUAUAUAUUUAAUCCAAGGCUUACCUAAAUUUCAAGAUCGAUCAUUCUAUAUAUACCUAAAUAUGUACCUUACCUUAGGUAGGUAGUUAAGUUUAUCCUUUGGCUAAGUAGUGCAGUCGCUAGAGUUAUCACGGGAUCAAGAGUUCGAUGAGCAAUAUAUUCAUUCC
Daldinia vernicosa is the source of this 3050-nucleotide messenger RNA. RefSeq lists its product as uncharacterized. The transcript has 10 exons. The record is from RefSeq and is a predicted model, not a curated record. The coding region runs from base 145 to 2667 and encodes 840 amino acids. Gene Ontology annotation, cellular component: nucleus. Gene Ontology annotation, biological process: DNA-templated transcription; regulation of DNA-templated transcription. NCBI's taxonomy places the organism in Eukaryota, Fungi, Ascomycota, Sordariomycetes, Xylariales, Hypoxylaceae. Gene Ontology annotation, molecular function: zinc ion binding; DNA-binding transcription factor activity, RNA polymerase II-specific; DNA binding.